UGGAGGAAUUCGCUAUGGAAUCUUUUAUCAAGGCACGUCGGGUCAGCUGGUGUAUCGGAGGUCAAGCUAACUGGAGACGAUUUUUAGCACUGCCCAAUAUUUUAAAUGUGUUUAAUUCGAGGUUAACCGGAUACGCCACAAGGACGGGUAAAUUUAUCUCGACCGCUGCAAGACUGAAUGUCGCCUUUCCAGUCGCUGCUGUAGGGGACGCGUUGCAACAAGCGAGAAUCUUGUUGCAAAGGAUCAAGAGUGACACGAAGAUAGACACGAAAAACAAUAGAAG
Dinoponera quadriceps is the source of this 283-nucleotide messenger RNA. RefSeq names its product phospholipase B1, membrane-associated-like. Gene Ontology annotation, biological process: phospholipid metabolic process. The record is from RefSeq and is a predicted model, not a curated record. The transcript has 2 exons. The annotation marks the transcript as partial. Gene Ontology annotation, molecular function: glycerophospholipase activity. Lineage: Eukaryota; Metazoa; Arthropoda; Insecta; Hymenoptera; Formicidae.